Messenger RNA from Klebsormidium nitens, 993 nucleotides. The record is from the annotation of a GenBank genome assembly. Lineage: Eukaryota; Viridiplantae; Streptophyta; Klebsormidiophyceae; Klebsormidiales; Klebsormidiaceae.
GACUGCCAGGCGCAGCACUGGAAGGUGGGGCAUAAAAGGGAGUGUAAGCUGGCGGCAGCUGAGCUGGCCGUUGUUGAAGGGCGAUGGAAGCAGGCGGAGGACUUAUGCGCGCAUGUGCUUAAAACCACUCUCCCCAAGAUGGAAGCAGGGCCAGCCAAACAGAAGCUUCAGGUUCGAGUUCUGAAGUGCCGCUGCCGAGUCCGGAUGCGCUCCGACGACUUCAGCGGCGCCGUCGAGGACGCCCGGGCAGCUUUCGAGGAGAGCGGAAAGACUGACGGGCGGGCGAAGGAACGGACCGGUGGCGGGACUAAAUGCGAGAUAGACCUCCCCACUGCGUCUUUGAUAAACCACCACCUCCGAGAGUCCACGCGCUUGGACCCCUCUCUGGCGGAUGAGAGAAAAGCUGCUGCGCGCAUGGUUGCGGAGAAUCUGUAUGUGCUGCCUAGCACCUCCGACGAGAAUGCCAACAAGGACGUGAUCCGAACCAGGCUCGAAAGGGAUCGGCGGCGGCUGGCCCAGCUGAAACUGCCAAGCUGCCCAGGAAGAGACAUCCUCGAGUACCACAUGGCGGUGUUUGCGGACCAGCGAGAUGGCUCCGAGCUUGCAGGAGCCGAGGGACAAAAUACCCUUCAGAUCCUCAAGAUUCGGACCUUGCAAGCCAAGGCUGUCGUCCUCCAUGUGAUCAACAAGGUCGACGUCUUAGACGGCUGUAGGCGUUUGAAAGAAGAGUUGUUACGCAUCGAGCGAGCACCAGGUUGGCUGAGCGGAGAGAGGUUGGUCGUGCAGAACGUGAUCAGUUUGCAGCAAGACGUUAAGCGAUUAGCCAAGAAGUUGAAAGGUCUACCGCUGGAUGUCGAGCAGGGAAGAGAAGUCAAGGCUUUAGAAAAGAGGGUGGGGUCCUCGCUCUUGGGUGCGCUACAAGAGGCAAUGACGAUUGUGUUAGGGAAAGGGGUACUUGAACGACUGAGGCUGAUGGACGUUAUGGGGCCUUGA